UCGUCAUCGCGCCGCUGAUGUACAGUGUGUUGGCGGGUGUGUAUAAAGUAUUGAAAUUGUUCAUCAUGUUUGCACAGAAACCUCACAGCGUUAUUAAAAAUGACAAGCGGAAUAUUCUGUUGAUAAAGCAGUUAUAAUUGAGUACGGGUGAUAUUUAUACCGACAGGUGUGAGUAUGACGGCGUGAGAUGGAUCAGUCCCGAAAACGGAAAUUAAAUACUAGGAAAGCUGGGCUUUCUCAGUGUAAAGUGGCCAGAGCCGAAGAGCAGGAGGAAGUUUCUGAGAGCAGAGAUGUUACAGACACUGCAGGAUCAGACAGACACUUCAGUACCAUCAGAGCCUCCAGUCCUCAGUCUGACAGUCAGGAACAGCAUGCUGCAUGCAUACAGAAGCCUGAAGAUGAUGCCCAGAAAACCAUGAUCAUCACAUGCAACAAGGAACAGGGUGGAACACGAACACUGGGCAGAAGGAAGGGUUUGAGGAGGAAAAGAGAUGUGGUCAGUGAAGCAGAAGCCGAGCAGAAGGAAGCUGAAGAUGAAAUCCAGCCAGAGGUGGAGAUUGACCGAGAUCUGGACAGAGAACUGGAAAAUAAAUCCAGACAACAUAACUUGACCUCUGCAAACGUUCGUAGCAUCAUUCACGAAGUGAUCACCAAUGAGCAUGUUGUGGCCAUGAUGAAAGCAGCUAUCAGUGAAACCGAACCCAUUCCUGUGUUCGAACCCAAGAUGACCCGCUCUAAACUAAAGGAGGUUGUGGAGAAAGGAGUUGUCAUUCCUGCUUGGAACAUUUCACCGAUUAAGAAGCCCACAGAGGCGAAGAAGGGACCCCAGUUUGUGGAUAUUCCUUUAGAAGAGGAAGACUCCUCUGAUGAAGAGUAUCGGCCCGAUGAAGAGGAGGAGGACGAGACAGCUGAGGAGACUCUGCUGGAAAGUGACUUUGAGAACUCAUCGUCUUCUCCACGGUGCAGUCGAGUGAACCUCCACAGAUCACACGCUGAACACGAGGAGGACCGAGUCGGCAGCUCCAGACCCGUAAGACAUAACCUUCGCAGAUCCAGGCACCUGACAGUGGCUGUGACCCCAAUGGGACCCCCACCACCACCACCAGCCCCCUCCAGGGUCCCACCAGAGUGCAGCUUCUUAGAAAAACUGCAUGCGGUGGAUGAGGAGCUGGCCAUCGGCCCUGACUGCAUGGAGUCAUAUCAGAGUCUCAGUAGUGCUAAUGGAGAGGAGAGCCUGAUUUCGUUUCGCACACGAUCUAAGCGCCCACUGAGAAACGUCCCUCUGGGCCGCCUGGAGGCGGAGCUACGUGCUCCUGACAUCACUCCAGACAUGUAUGAGUUUGGCUCCGCCCCUGAGGACAGAGAGUGGACGCAGUGGCUGCAGGGCCUCAUGACUUCAGAUAUGGAGAAUGAAGAGGAGGGUGAUGAUGAAGAUGACCCUGAGUACAAUUUUCUGGCUGAUAUUGAUGAGCCUGAUGUGGAGGACUAUAGGAAUGACAAGGCAGUGCGCAUCACCAAAAAGGAAGUCAAUGACUUGAUGGAGGAGCUAUUUGAUGCAUUUCAGGAUGAAUUAGGGGGUCAGGAAGAAGAAGGACAUGAGGAUGAAGAGGAAAAAGAGGAAGAGGAGAGUACCCUGCAAGAGCAGCCAGGCAUUAUGGAGAAUAUCCAGUACGAGGAUCCAUUAGCAGAUGUCUUGAAGCAGCGAUAUCGAACAGUGCGGGAGCAGCUGGCAGCAGUGAAGAAACGGAAGGCUCUUCUGGAGAGUAAAGGAGUGUCUGUGCCUCCACCCUGCCCUCAACGGCCCUCCAGCCCCAUAACAUCCAUGACCCUGAACGCCACCCAGAAGCUACAGCUACAGCAGCAGAUCCAGCAGCACGUGCAGCUCCUCACGCAGAUCAACAUGUUGUGCAGUUGGGUUAAAGGUCUGGAGACGGAGGCUUCAACAAGCAGACAGUUCUUGUUGGAGCUGCAGAUGUUUGCUCAGCAUGGAGACCAAUCCUGCGGUCCAGCAGAGCAUGGCUUCACCAGCAUCUUCAAAGCCUGGAACCUUCAGGGUGCUAUUUCUCUUCUGGAGGAACUAGAUCAGUCACCCAAAGGAGAAGCUGCAGUCUCAAGUCCAUGUUUCCCUGGAUGUCAAUUUCCUGCUUCUUUGGCCUGGCUUAUGGCGACUCGAUCGGUGUUUCUCUACCCAGAGCUACUCCCUACAAUCCAACUGCGUCCUUCUAGAUUCAAAGGGCCAUUUACUCCAGCAGAAGAUUGUCUUGUUGUUUUAGGUCAUAAGCAUUUAAGGAGUACCCUAAAUCCACUUCAGAUGACUUGUCGUUAUCUGCUUGCUGCUAGGAGCUUGAUCAGUUUAAAUGCACACAUACGUGAUGCAUGUCAUAAGCCCUUUCCCAAUGUCAUCAAGACAUACUUUGUGACUGGAAAAUGCCCUCCCAUGCCCUUGGCUUGUAAGAAGGUCAGACCUUCUGACCAGCGCCCCCCGGUGGAGAGAGAAAAGAGCCUCAUGCCUAAUUGGCUCUCGAAAAACCUGAAGUGCAUUUAUGACAUUGUAAGCAUAUUUAACCAACCAUCUGGAAACUCCCAGAUCGUCAAUCCAGCAGAAGAAGCUGCUGAGUCUCCAGGUCCAGGAUCACACUGUAGCCUCUCCCCAGGCAUGCGUUACCCUCCCAGGCUUCCCGAGGACCUUGCACAGACACUUGAAUCUUCACCUGCCACAUGCAAAAAGAAACACAACAAGACUGCUAAACCCACUAAACCUUUAAAACCUCCCCCGUCGGCUGAAGAACUAAAAGUGUUUCUGAACCAGUUACCGGCCCUUUUACCAAAAAACAUCACAAUUCCAAAUACCACGCUUUCGACGCCUUUUGCGUGUUUGUCUGGAAACGGAGCUAGGAAUGGGCCUUUCAUAGUAAAUAACAUGUCAAACGUGCCUCCGAUGGGACAAAACCCAUUCGCACCUGACCUGAACUCUUCAAGGACUGCUCCUGUGAAAAAUGCUGUAGGAACACCAAUGGGUGUCUCUGGUUCUCCACAGAGAGCUCAAGUUGGUGCAACCCAGAGGGACGUAAUCAUCACUUUACCUGCUGCUUUGGCACCAGAGCUGAAUCCUUGUUCUUCAGGGCAUAUACCUGUGAAUCAAACUGCACAAAUAGCCAGCUCUAACGUUGAACCAAGAGUGUCAAACCUCAUAAUUACUCUUCAACCACCUCCAGUUCCCAACACCUUAAUAUGUCCCACCACCAUCAUGAAGACAUCUAGCACCCCAUCUGCUAAAGACUGCGUUAGUCAGCAUUGUGGCGCUCUGCAUAAAGUUAUACAGAGAGACUCUGUUGGUCUAGUUCAAGUACAUCAAAAAACUCUAAAUCGGUUUCUUCUCCUUCCUCCAGGCUACGUUCUUGCAAGCAGCAGCCUUGGCCAUCAGAGAGCUGGGCAAGAUCAAACAUUGCAACACUCUUCAGCUCUGAAUAGCAAAGAGAUGAAACCGAUAAUUGCAGACACUUUCCAAAGCACUGAUAGGCCACAAGGAUGUCCCCCAAAGCUGGCAUCCGUUCAUGAUGCUCCUACUGAGUGCUUACAAGAAACCACAGCAGCAGAGGAACAGCCAAAUAGCGAUGAUGGAGGACUGAUUGAGAAUGAGGUGCAAGAGUAUGGCGAGAAGGACCCCAGAGAGCUGUUUCUCACACUUUCUGAAUCCUCUGGGAGCCCGUCGCACAGCGUUGAGGGGGAAGACACUGAUGUAGAGGUAGUUUUGGGCAGGAGAGAGAAACUAGAGGAGCAAAACACAACAGAAAGGCAAAGCAUCAAUAGGCUGACGGGGGAGGAGGAGGAGACAGGUGGAAGUGUUUCAGAUGUCCUGUUUGUACCAGAGCUUCAGAAAACCAUUGAGAAAUUCUCACAUCUGGCCACAAAGACGAGAUCUGAAAAGAAAGGAAGUUCAGAUGAUGGAAAAUCAAACCAUCAACCAGCAGGUUCUGUGGAGCACCCUUUGGUCAUUUACAAAGAUGCGUCUGAUGACGAUCCUAACAGAGAUGCUAAAGAUGUCGCCUUUGCCCAGGCUUACCUAGAGAAGGUGUAUGAGGUGCUGCAGAUGGUGCCUGGGAAAGUGGACGAGUUCCUGUGUGUUCUGUCAGAGUUUGAGAAAGAUCCAGAAAGUCGCACCUCACUAGAGUUACUGACGAGACUCAAACCCGUGCUGAGCGACUGGCCUGAGCUGCUUCAGGAUUUUGCCGCCUUCCUGCAUCCAGAUCAAGCCAGAGAGUGUGGCCUGCUGGCAGAGCAGCAAGCGUUUGAACGCAGCAGACGGUUUCUUCGCCAGCUGGAGUGUACUUUUGGAGAGCAGUCAGAUCUCUACAGAAAGGUGGUGCAUAUUCUACAAGGGGGUCCAUCACAGGAUCUUCCUCACUUCAAAGAGAUGAAAGCCCAGAUAACAUCACUGUUCUGUGAUCACACUGACUUGCUGAAGGAAUUCUGGGAAUUUUACAAGCAGCUGUACCCACAAGUGCAAGAUGAGGAUCAUGCACACAGUGUGGAAACCAUUCAGGGCUUGGAAGGAAACCAAGCAUGUCGACCAGUCAGAACUAUCGUACCAGAUCAAAAAAUGGAGCCAGUCAAAACAGCCUUUAAACAUAGAAGAAAAAGAGAUCAGAUGGCAGAAACAAAAAAGAACAAGGCCAAGAAACACAGUGAGUCAAAAAAGGAGGCAGCCGAAUCUUUCUCAGUGGAUAAUGAACAGUCUUCAUUUAACGCCACAGGAAGCUCAGUCUGUGCCAAGAAUAUCUCUCACACACCAAAUGGGAAGAAAGUAGUCCUCUGGACGAGGGAGGCAGACCGUGUAAUCCUGACCACCUGUCAGCAGAGAGGAGCCAAGCCAGACACGUUUCAUGCCAUUGCAGCCCAGCUUGGCAACAAAACACCCGACGAGGUUUUGGAGCGCUUUCAAGACCUCAUUAGGUUGUUCCACAAAUCCAGCAAGUUACAUCACACAGGCCAGUCGGACGCAGGGAUCCAGUCCGGCGUGAGAGACGAUGAACCACACUGACAUUAAAACUGUGCUAACAGUAAGACUUGAGCCAUGCGUGUAGGCUGGACCUGACGCCUGAAUUGAAGGAGAAGCAAUGUAACACUUUAAAUGUUCCUGAAGUACUUGAAUAAAUGAAACGCUGUGUAAUAUUAAGACAUUUGGGUUUAAAAAAAAUAUAUAAUUCUUGAUUUUGAAGGCACACGCAAGCUUAAAACAGUAAUAAUUGUGUUUGUGUUACAUUUUUGUAGGUGAUGUAAAAAAUACUUUUCUAUCUAAAAGCAUUAAUUGUUUCAUUGUCUUAAUUGUUAUUAAUGUUGUUUCAUAAUACUUAUAUGAAGGUUGCGCAUAUCCUUAAAUUCGAAGGAAUAUACCAAAUAAAUUAUUUGUUUGUUA
This is a messenger RNA of Puntigrus tetrazona (Sumatra barb), 5416 nucleotides long. RefSeq names its product gon-4 like a (gene gon4la). The record is from RefSeq and is a predicted model, not a curated record. Gene Ontology annotation, biological process: regulation of DNA-templated transcription. Gene Ontology annotation, cellular component: nucleus. The transcript has 29 exons. Gene Ontology annotation, molecular function: transcription coregulator activity. NCBI's taxonomy places the organism in Eukaryota, Metazoa, Chordata, Actinopteri, Cypriniformes, Cyprinidae. The coding region runs from base 188 to 5041 and encodes 1617 amino acids.